AUGUAUUUUGUGGUUACCAUCAGAUUACUCAAGAAGUUUGAGCAAGUCAACCUCCAGCACAUACCACGAAAAGAGAACCAAAGAGAAAAUGACUUGGCGCAAAAGGCUUCAGGGUACAAAGCGGCGAAAGACCAGGAUGAAGAGGUCCAAGUAAGAGAGAAAGUACGAGCGACAUUGUUAUCACCAUCAGAUUUAUCGAUUAUAAAGUUGGGAGCCGUAGAUAAAAAUCAUUUUGAAAUUCUUACCGUCGACGACGAGGGGGAAAGUGAUUGGCGUAAACCGCUAGUCGAGUAUUUACGUAAUCCUUUAGGGUCGACAGAUCGAAAGGUGAAAUAUAGGGCCCUUAGCUACGUCUUGGUGAAUGAUGAACUACUCAAAAAGAUAAUUGAAGGAGUGAUACUAAAAUGCCUGGGAGAAAGCAAGGCAUAUGUAGUUGUGUCUAGCAUACAUAGUGGAGCGUGUGGGGCGCAUCAAGCAGGGUUGAAAAUGAAAUGGCUCUUGAUGCGCUCAGGAGUUUAUUGGCCUUCAAGCUUGAAAGAUUGCAUUGGAUUUGCUAAAAGCGGUCAAGAAUGCCAAUUACAUAGGGGCAUACAGCAUGUGCCUGCAAGCGAGUUGCAUAAAAUUGUGAAGCCCUAG
Lathyrus oleraceus (garden pea) is the source of this 636-nucleotide messenger RNA. RefSeq lists its product as uncharacterized. Lineage: Eukaryota; Viridiplantae; Streptophyta; Magnoliopsida; Fabales; Fabaceae. Bases 1 to 636 code for a protein of 211 amino acids. The record is from RefSeq and is a predicted model, not a curated record. The transcript has a single exon.